AUGCCUUCGGCAGACAAGCCUAUCCUCCUUCACAUUGGGGACCCUAUCAAACACAAUCCCAAAGUUUAUGAGCGGCUGACCGAGAACUUCACGAUCAUCCGACCCAGUGAUGAGGAGAGACAACGGCCCUUGUUCAUGGAAGCGCUCAAGGAGAAGCGAUGGGGCGACUUUGUAGGCAUCUUCCGGCCUUUCUGGAAUACUGGCGGCGAGAUGGGACGGUGGGACCUUGAACUUGUCUCGUUACUGCCUCAAUCCGUGAGGAUCUUCGCAAGCGCAGGAGCAGGAUAUGAUUGGGCUGAUAUUGAUGUUCUGGCGGAGCACGGCAUUGUGUACUGCAACGGCGCCGCUGCUUCAUCCGAAGCUGUUGCCGACAUGGCGAUUUUUCAUAUCCUGUCAGUUUUCAGGAACCUUACCUGGUCGCAUUUGGCUGCAAGGUCUGGCGAGGCGGAGCAGUGGACUGAAGCUCAUAAGUAUGCGACGAUGACUGCACAUAACCCCAGUGACCAUAUAUUGGGCAUCAUUGGCUUGGGAAACAUCGGCCUGAGAAUCGCCCAGAAAGCUUACCAAGCUUUUGGCAUGAAGAUCCAUUACCACGACAUUGUGAAGAAAUCGAGUGAGAUUGAAGGGUCAAUUGAGGCGACGUACGAAGCGACUCUAGGGGAUCUCUUGGCGACGUCGGAUUGUGUCGUGUUGGCCACUCCAUUCGGUGGAAAGAAGCUCAUCACAAGAGAGACACUGGCCGAGUUCAAGACCGGCUCACGAUUUGUGAACAUCGCUCGAGGCACGCUUGUGGAUGAAGAAGACCUGUACCAGGCACUGAAAUCCGGACAACUGUUCGCGGCGGGACUGGAUGUGUUUGAAAAUGAACCCCACGUGCACACGGAGCUGACGAAGCUUCGACAAGUCACCCUAACUUGCCACAACGCUGGUGGUGCAAUUGAGACGAACUUGGGAUUUGAGAGACUGUCGAUGGAGAAUUGUGAAGAGUAUCUACUAAGAGGCAAGGCGCUGACCCCUGUAAACAUGCAUCUCUUGGAAAAUGCUUAG
Messenger RNA from Exophiala aquamarina CBS 119918, 1047 nucleotides. Its product is annotated as alcohol dehydrogenase. Gene Ontology annotation, molecular function: glyoxylate reductase (NADPH) activity; NAD binding; hydroxypyruvate reductase [NAD(P)H] activity. The record is from RefSeq and is a predicted model, not a curated record. Lineage: Eukaryota; Fungi; Ascomycota; Eurotiomycetes; Chaetothyriales; Herpotrichiellaceae. The coding region runs from base 1 to 1047 and encodes 348 amino acids. The transcript has 2 exons. Gene Ontology annotation, cellular component: cytosol.